CAGGCUCAGGAGGAUCCACCGCAGGUACUUUUGAAGACCCUGACCUGCAGUUACAUGCUGACUUUAGUUCUUUGAGAGAAUGGGACCCGCUCUUGGAGUUUCAUGACUGGCUGUUAUUUGACACACCAAGGCGGCGGCCUGAGAGCUUUGCUCGCCUUCGUAUGUCCAAGAUCUCCUGGCUCUGGAGACAGGCGGAUCGAAGGUCGGUGUCCCGGCAGGAGAUCAUGGGAGUCGGAAGAUCUGUGGCUGUGUGCCCAGAGACCUGAGAUCUUUGGACACAGAGCUCAGAAAAAGCAAAGCAACAGACUUUUAACAUCAUAAACCAGCAAGUUGUUUGUUAUGUCUCCCCUCUCGCUGUGAAACGGGGACACCCCUUUCUCCCUUGUUAGAUGGUUAGAAACUGCAAAGAAUUUGUGCACGGGAAUUUCAAGCACAACAACAAGGGAUUCGCUCACUCAGCUGACCCACAGACCCAGCAGUGAGUUCAUUGUGGGGAGAGAGACCAUUCACUUAUUCUGUGUCUGGGAAGAGAUUCACUCACUCAGCCAAACUACAGACACACCAAUGAAUUCACCAUGGGAGAGGCCAGUUACCUGUUACCUGUCUGGGAAGAAAUUCACUCACUCAACUGACCAGCAGACACGCUAGUGACUUCACUGUGGGGACAGAAGCCAUUCACCUGUUGUGUGUCUGGGAAGGGAUUCACUCACCCAGUCUACCCACAGUCACUCCAGGGAGUUUAGUGUGCAGAUGCCAUUCGCCUACUCUGUGUGUGAGAGAGGAUUUACUUACUCAUCCAGCCUGAAGGUACAUCAAAAGUGAGAGGGUUCACCUGUUCUGAUGUAUUGGCGCGUGGCCAAGUGGUUAAGGCAUUGGACUAGUAAUCUGAAGGUCGCGAGUUUGAGCCUCAGCUGAGGCACCGUGUUGUGUCCUUGAGCAAGGCACUUAACCACACAUUGCUCCUGCACGUUUAUAGCCCAGUGGCAGCGGUUGGUGCAGUAUGGACAAGACAAGAUGGUGGGAAGCGAAUCAUUGGGUCAUUCAUGCUGAAGACACAUCAGAAAAUCCACUCCAUUGAGAGACUGUUCGCCUGUUCCAUAUGUGGGACGAGAUUCGCUCAGUCAGCCCACCUGCAGAGUUUACAAGGGAAAGAGACACUUCAGCUGUUGCGUGUGGGAAGCUAUUUACUUGGUCAUUUGAUCUCCUGAUCAAAUGCGAUUUCACACUGGGGAGAGGUUGUUCACCCGCUCAGAUUGUGGGAAGGGAUUUACGCAGUCAUCCCACUGACAGACACACCAGUCAGUUCACACUGAGGAGAUGCCGUUUACCUGCUCAGACUGUGGGAAGGGAUUUCCUCACUCAUCUCAACUGAGGGUACAUCAGCGAGUUCACACCGGGGAGAGACCAUUCACCUGCUCAGACUGUGGGAAGAGAUUUACUCAGUCAUCCCACCUACAGAGACACCAGCAAGUGCACACUGGGGAGAGGCCAUUCACCUGUUCUGUGUGUGGGAAGAGAUUCACUCAGUUAAGCAAUCUACAUGCACAUCAGUCAGUUCACACUGGAGAGAGGCCAUUCACCUGCUCAGAUUGUGAGAAGGGAUUCUCUCGGUCAUCUCACCUACUGGCACACCAGUCAGUUCACACUGAGGAGAAACCAUUCAUCUGCUCAGACUGUGGAAAAAGAUUCACACGGUCAUCUCAUCUGAAGGUACAUCAGCAAGUUCACACUGGGGAGAGGCCAUUCACCUGCUUGGACUGUGGGAAGGGAUUCUCUCGGUCAUCUGACCUACUGGCACACCAGUCAGUUCACACUGGAGAGAUGCCUUUCAUCUGCUCAGACUGUGGGAAGGGAUUUCCUCGAUCAUUUCAAUUGAAGCUACAUCAGCGAAUUCACACAGGGGAGCGGCCGUUCACCUGCUCUGAAUGUGGGAAGGGAUUCACUCAGUCAUCUACCCUUGUGGUCCACUACCGAGUUCACACUGGAGAGAGGCCGUUCACCUGCUCCGAAUGCGGGAAGGGAUUCACUCACUCAUCCAACCUCGUGGCACACUACCGAGUUCACACUGGGGAAAAAGUUUAAAUAAGCUGCAUGCUGGAUCCAGAGGCAAGUUCAAAACUGACUGUUGGUGUCAAACUCUGUAAUUAUUGCUGCUGCUCAUCACACCCAAUCCUGCACCCUGGUCACUGGGCAUGGGAGGAGUUUCUGCUGCUGAUGUUCACCUUUAAUGGGACUGGAGUUUAAUAUUCUGGAUCUCUGACAAAUAAAUCAGUUCUAUUUCAAACUCUGCCUCAGGUACCAAGUGAAUCUACAACACACCUAAUGUAGAGUAAGGUCAACUCAGCCCAGCUGUUCCCUACCAGUGUCUCUGUUCGAUGACAGUCCUUCUAAAUCCAUCCCUGCAGUUCACCUCCUGCUCUUCCUGUGGCAGUGGGUUCCAAGCAGUCACUCUGUGGAUGAUGUGGUUUCCCUUGCAUUUCCUGCAGGACUUUCUCCAGACUGAAAAAGAUGAGGAGCUGACUGCAGUUAUGUCUGACAUGUUCUUUGCCCUCAAAUCUCUGAGCUGAGGAAGAAUGACACUGGUAGUUAAUCUCUUUUUUCGGCUCAUUUCAGUGUUAUGCAGCAUUUUCACUGCUUCUGAAGAACUGUGUCUCUCGCAGCUGGGUUGUUAGAAUAUACCACCAUCAUGUAAAGUCUGAAAACAGAAUGGAGAAUGAUAGCUGGAUGUUCAAUGAAGCAGGGUCAGAAACCAGAGACAGGUCAGCGCAGGGCAGGGCUUGGGGCUCUGGACAGAGGUAAUGGUAAGAGCAUGUGAUGAACAGCAGGGGCGCGGCAACGAAUGACUGGGUAGCAACAUUUGGAAGCUGAUUGAUAGAGAAAAAAAUUAGAUUGACUUUGUUGACACAUACAGUACCUGUUUGUGAGGCUUUCGACUGGUUGAGAAACUCCUAUGCUUUGAUUGACUAUGUCUGUUAAGUAAGUUGUUCUUGCUUCUUUAUCCUGUAAUAUUAAAUCCGGAUGGUUGUCAUCUCUAUAGCAAAAGAUUGGUGGUAAUAUAAUUUGUAAGGCACUGUCUCUAAAACUGGACCAGGUUUAUAUUUAUAGUAAGUUAUGGUGUCUUUUAUGAGUUUGUAUUUUAAAGCAAGAUUUUAGUGAAUGAUGUUUGCAACUUGAUUGUGCCUAUGUCAGUAAUCAGGUUGAGUUAAACUGCUGCAGGAUCCUGUAAUGUGUUAGAUUGUUUCUGUUGGCAUUUUCUGCAUUUAUUAUCUUGAAUUUGUGGGUCUUUUAUUAUGUAUAUUUGAUAUUUUUUUUGUGGUAACCACCUGGUUCUGUAUUGCCACAAGGGACCCUUCUGUUUCUGGGAAGAGGUUUCCAACACUGAGCCAGGCAUUCUUGUCGACACCUAGUCUGUUCAGAUUCUUGGGAUGUCUUCCAUGGAGGGUCGUGCUCUUCAGUUGGUUAACAUUUUCUUCUAUAGUGAUAAUUUCUUCAUUUUUCUGGGUUCUCCUUUCACUUAAGUUUUGUGGUGUGUACUUCCUAUCAGAAAUACAUACUUGUGUGGAGCGCUGAUUCCUGUUUCCGUUGAUGAAAAUAUAUCUUCAUAAUUUUUUUCUGACUUCUAUGUCUGUUACUCUUCUUGCUCCUCCUGUCCUAGGUUGUGUUAAUCCAAGUGCAUUCAAGUGUACAAUGUUAUUUAAAAUUUGUCAUUUCAGUCCUUAUUUUAUCUUAUGUUAAUAUGGGUAUAACAAACGUGUCUAUUGCCUUUGUUAAGUUUUUACAAUUGAGCUCUGUUUGGCAGCUUUUCUUAAGCCUUGAAGUAAAUUCUGUCAUGAGUUUUCCCUUUAUCGCACUAAAAUCAAUUUUAUAAUCAUCCAUUGGUUGUAUUGUAUCAUGUCGCUCUAUUUUGUAUUCUAAUAGCUCUCUUACACUGAUCUUUGUGUUUAAAAUUCUGCACGUAUCAAUUCACAUCAAGUCAAAUUUAUUGCCAUUUAACUACUUGCAUGUAUACUGUCAAACAAGACGUUUCUCUGGACUAGAGUGUAAAGCAUGGUAGUACACAUAACACACAAUAAGUUAGGAAAGCAAGGAUAAAAUCUGCAAAUGAGUUAUGCAUAAAUAAACAAAGUAAAGUGCAUAAAUUAAAUAUUGAGUACAGAACAGAUUAACCGGUGACACUUCAAAUACGAUGCAGCAGGGAGUUCAGAAAUCCAGCGGCCUGAGGGAAGAAACUGUUCCUCAUCCUGACCGUUCUUGUCUUUAUGCAUCACAGUCUUCUGCCUGAUGGUAGAAAGUCAGAGAGAUUCUGGAUAUAUGGGUGGGAUCCUGAAUAACAUUAAGGGCCCUGUAUACACAGCAAUCCUAAUAAAUGUCCCUGAUGGAUGGUAAGGAGACCCCUAUGAUCCUCUCAGCUGUUCUCACAGUCCAUUGUAGGGGCUUCUGGUUUGAUGCUCGCUGCUCCCAGACCAGUUGGAGAUGCAGCUUGUCAGGAUGCUGUCAAUGGUGCUCCUGUAAAAUGCAGUUAAGAUGGUGGGGGGGGGAGGGGGGGGGGAGAAGUCUCACUUUCCUCAAUCUCCUCAGGAAGUGGAGGCAAUUAUACACCUUUUUAGGGACCAGGUGAGGUCACCCAUGACGUAAACUCCCAGGAACUUGGUGCACUUAACUCUCUCUACGGAGAAGCCAAGUGUUUGCAGACAGAGUUGGUUCAACUGCACCUUCCUGAAGUCCACAGUGAUUUCCUUGGUCUUCUCCAUGGUCAGACUUGGGUUGUUCUCUCACACAGUCCAUCAGCCGCCUCACUUCCUCUGUGUACUUUGACUCAUCAUUGUUGUUGAUAAAACAAUCCACUGUUGUAUCACCUGAAAACUUACUGACACGGUUUGAGCUGAAUCCUGCGACACAGUCAUGCAUCAGCAGCGGGCUGAGUUCACAGCCUUGGGGAGUGCCAGUGCUCAGCAUAAUGGGACUAGGGACAUUGCUGACUACAUGGAUCGUGCUUUUUCUGUGAAGUUCAGGAUUCAGUUGCAGAGGGAGGUGUUGAGACUCAGCAAGGAUGGUUUCCCCACCAGUUUCUGGGGUAUGAUGCUGCUGAACACUGAAAUGAAGUCUAUAGAAAGCUGUCUGACAUAUGAGACCCCAUUUUCCAGGUGAGACAGGACAGAGUGGAGAGCAGAGGCUAUUGCAACAUCAGUGGAUCAAUUCGAGUGAUAGGCGAACUGGAAAGGUUCCAAUGCAGCCGGGAGAAAGGCUUUAAUGUGCUCUAUGAUAAUUCGCUCAAAGCAUUUCAUAAUGGUUGAUGUCAAUGCCACCAGACGAUAGUCAUUUAGACAGAUCAUUGUCACCUUCUUUGGCACUGGAAUGAUGGUUGCCACCUGGAAAACUGAGGGGACAAUGGACUGUUGCAGAGAGGUAUUGAAUAUAUCUGUCUGCACAUCAGUCAGCUGGGCUGUGCAGUAUUCCAGAACCUGACACCACGACUUGGCAUGGGUUGACUGUGACCUCACCUCAGCUUCAGCCGAACAGAGUGUCUGCUUCCUUGGAAGGGGUGAGAGGCCUUCCUCACCAGCACUUUGUUUUGUGCAUCAAACCAGGCGUGAAAAAUAUUUAGCCUGUCGUGGAGUGAGAUAUCCUGGUCACCGAUGUGCAAGGUAAACUCGUACUCCGUAAUCCUCUGAAUUCCCCACCGCAGGCGCAGUGUGUCUCUGGUAUUGCAGAAGUGGUUGUAUACUAUAUUCUCUGAGAAUGCUUCCAUUUUGCCGCCUUGAUGGAGCGAGAAAGCACGGUUCUUGCUUUCCUGAGAGCUGUAAGGGCAGCAUCACAAUGUGUUUUGUGAUGAUAACACAAAAUACACCAGUUCUUAUUUAUGUAAAUACAGAUACCGCCACCGCGGGUUUUGCCUGAGAUCGCUAGAUUCCCGUCAACCCGAAACCUUCCCGUUGGGUGGCCACAUCCAGAAUGGUGCCCUGAAGCCAUGUUCCCGUGAGAAUGAGUACACGGUUGUUCCUCAUCUCUUGCUGAUUCACAGUCUUAAGCCCAAGCUGUGGAGCUAGUCCAAAGUUCAUGUUUAUAUCUUCAGAAAACAGUUGUACUGUUUGAAUUAAUGGCUUUAGCUGUACUGAUGAAGGAGCAUGUAGUUUCAAAUCGUCCAUGGGUAGAAGCUGUGUCAAGGUAUUAUUAUACUUUUAUUUUUUUCUCAUCAAGCUGGUUAAAACUGAGGUAUAUGCAUAGCCGAACGUGGCUUAUUUCUCAAUUGCUAGGAACUUUUUGACUAUUCUAAUGGUGUUUAGUAUUGUAGCUUUCUGAGGAUCUACAUAAAUAUUGUGUGGCCUGAUUGUUUAAUGCUAUUGUGUAGUGACUAUGGGACGAUAGUUGUAUAUAUUACUGUUGGGACAAUGUAUACCCUGUUCAUGUUCCAUAGUGUUUCAAUUCGCUCUUAAUUCAGUAUAUUUCUGGUAGUUUUUCACGACUGAUUUAUUUAUGUUAUGUGUGUUUGGAUCAGCUAAAUCUAUUAAGUAAGUUGUCUUUGCUUGUGUUUCCUGUAGUAUUAUAUUUAGAUUGGUAUUAUGGAUUGCCCUAUCUGUAACAAUAGCUAGGUCGUAAUAUAAUUUGUAGGGCCCUGACUCUAAAACUGGAUUAGGCUUUAGUCAUCAAAGAUCUCACCGUUAAAGGAGUGGACAUUGUCAUUGGAUUUCGAUGGACAACCGGAGAGAGAUAGUAAGGUAUGGUGCCUUCUAUGAGUUUGUAUUUUAAAGCAAGAUUUUGGUGAAUGAUAUUUGCCACUUGAUUGUACCCGUGUAAGUAAUCAGAUUGAGUUAAACUGCUGCAGGAUCUUGUUAUGUAUUGGAUUGUACCUGGCUUCUCUUGGCAUUUUCUGCAUUUAUCAUCUUGAAUUUGUUGAUCUUUUAUUACGUAUAUUUUAUAAUUUUUUGUGUUAACUAACUAGUCCUGUCUUGCUGCAAGGAAGUAUGAUUAUGCUUUUCUAUUAUCUUUUGCGUGUUGAUUAUUGUCCGUCUCAUUCGGUCAGCUGUUUUGUGGAUUCUGUUGUGUUUCUUGGAUUUACUGUAUAUGCCCGCAAGAUAACCGAUCUCAGGGUUUUAUAUGGUGAUAUAAAUGUACGUUCAUAAUAAAUUUACUUUGAUUUUUGAACUUUGCAGAGACACCCAAGAUUUCAUACUGAGGAGAGUCUGUUCACCUGCUCCAUCUGUGGGAUGGGAUUCAUUCAGUUAUCUGGGCUACUGACACAUCAGAGAGUUCACACUGGGGAGAGGCCAUUCACCUGCUGGUUGUGUGAGAAGGAAUUUCUUGUUCAUCCCACCUGCAGGCAUACCAGUGAGUUCACACCAGCUCAGACUGUGGGAAAGGAUUCACUCAGUGAUCCCACCUUGUGAGGCAAUAGUGAGUUCACACCAAGAGACUGCACACUUGUCCUGUAUGAGUAAAGAGGUUUACUCCAUCAUCUCACCUGCUCAAAUACCAGCAAGUUCACACAGGGGAGGCAGUUUUAAAAACUCUUUGUUGAAUUUUUAACCUUCACAUUUGAUGAAUCCAGUUUCAAGUUGAAGAGUGACUGUUGGGGUCAGAUUCUGCAGUUAUUGCUGCUGUUCAUCACACCUGGAACUGAACCUUGGUCACUGGGCAUGGCACGGGCUUGUUCUGAUGACAUUAACCUUUAAUUGGACUGGAGUUAAAUAUUGUGGAUCUGUCAAAAAUAAAUUUAGUUCAAGUUUAAACAUCAUUUAGCCAUACAUGAAUGUAGCCAAAUAAAACAGCGUUCCUCCAGGGCCACAUUACCAACAGUCAUACACAGCCCAAGGUACAUAUAGCACAUAAGCGAUAGCAAGUAAAGAUACAGUCACACAAGAACGUGUCUGUAGCUAAAGAUCCUAAGAGACAUCUCCUGUAAACUAAUGUGCAUGAGUGUUACCGACAAGAACGAGCAGUCAUCUGCAGACAAAUGUACACAUGCUGUCAAGCUUGUCCUUCCACCAGCGAACAUUGGAUAUGAAGAUUGGUGCCAUUGUGGAUAGUGCAGGAGGCUGGCAAAGAAUACAGCAGGAUAUAGAUCAGUUGCAGAUAUGAACAGAGAAAUGGCAAAUGGAGUUUAACCUAGCCAAAUGUAAAGUGUUGCAGCUUAGUGGGUCAAAUGUAAAAAGGCAGUACACUAUUAAUGGCAAGACCCACAGCAGUGUUGAGAGAGAUUUUGGGGUCCAAGUUCAUAGCUCCCUGAAAGUGGCUGCAUUGGUUGACAGGGUGGAUUAGAAGGCUCAUGGCGCACCUGCUUUUAUGAAACAUUGGGUUCAAACGUCAGGAAGUUGUGUUGCAGCUUUAUAAAACUCUAGUUAGGCCACAUCUGGAGUGUUGUGUACAGUCCUGGUCACCCCCAUUUUAGGAGGGAUGUGGAGGCUUUGGAGAAGAUGCAGAAAAGGUUUCCCAGGAUGCUGCCUGGCUUAGAGGGCAUGUGCUAAAACAAGGAGUUGGACAAACUUGGGUUGUUUUCUCUAGAACAGCGGAGGCUGAGGGGAGAUCUGAUGGAGAUUUAUAAGAUUAUCAGAGAGUAAACAGGCUUAUUUUUCCCAGGGUUGAAACGUCUAAUAUCAGGGGGCAUUCAUUUAAAGUGGGAGGUGGUAAGGGGCAAGUUUUAUAUACAGAGAGUGGUGGGUGGCUGGAACGCACUGCCUGGAGUGAUGGUAGUGGCACUUUAAGAGGGGCUUUUAAGAGACAUUUAUGUAGACACGUGGGUGUGAGGAUAUGGACGUGUCAGCAAAAGAAAUGAGUGUAGUUGAUCAUUUGGUCACUAAUUGGUUCAGCACAACAUUGCGGGCCGAAGUGCCUGUUGCUGUGCUGUACUGUUGAAUGUUCUAUCAUUUCUUAGAUAAGGGGUCUAAAAAUGCUCUCAAUAUUCUAAGUACAAUCUGAUCAUUGCCUUAUAAAGCCUCAGCAUUACAUUCUUGAUAUAAUGUCGAGUCCUUCAGAAUGUCCAGUCCUUAACGUCAACUGUUUAUCCCUUUCCAUAGAUGCCACCUGACCUGCUGAGAUCCUCCAGCAAUUUGUAUGUGUAAUUCUGGAUUUGCAGAAUCUCUUGUGUAUGACAUUACAUACUACUCUAUACUCUAGCCCAGGGUUUCUCAACCGGGGUUCCAGCGAGAGAUCGUGAUUAAAAUAAAAUAAACAUUCUGUUUUUGAACUUAAUGUAGCAUGCGGUGCGAGCGCUCGUGGUGGUGGGCCAUGACCGAGCAGCCCCAUUAGCGGUCUCUCAGCUCAGUCAGGC
This is a messenger RNA of Mobula hypostoma (lesser devil ray), 9265 nucleotides long. RefSeq names its product zinc finger protein 239-like. Gene Ontology annotation, biological process: regulation of transcription by RNA polymerase II. Gene Ontology annotation, molecular function: RNA polymerase II cis-regulatory region sequence-specific DNA binding; DNA-binding transcription factor activity. The transcript has 3 exons. NCBI's taxonomy places the organism in Eukaryota, Metazoa, Chordata, Chondrichthyes, Myliobatiformes, Myliobatidae. Bases 1318 to 2082 code for a protein of 254 amino acids. The record is from RefSeq and is a predicted model, not a curated record.